Molecule: messenger RNA, 450 nt
Organism: Cetraspora pellucida
Lineage: Eukaryota; Fungi; Glomeromycota; Glomeromycetes; Diversisporales; Gigasporaceae
Source: the annotation of a GenBank genome assembly
AUGAGAGAAUCGACUGAAGCACCUCAUACAUUUCAAGUAAAGUUUGAUGAAGUUGAAGAUGGAAAUUUGGUUAUAAAUAUUCAUAAAGGAAAUUUACGUUAUAAAAAACAAGUUCCUUCAAAUAAUGAAGUUGCAGAAACUUUGACCACUCAACAAAAUUUUUCUGAAUAUAGUAAAAAUAGCUCAAAGGAGGAAGAUAAUGCUGGUGAUGUUAGUAACAUUAGUGAAGUUGACCUAACUACAACAGUGAAAUGGCAUGGAUGGCCAAUCAAUUAUCCACAAGAUAUAGUUGAAAAACUUGAUACAUCUACAACAGCAAAAGCUGAUAAGAUUAAACGUGUAGUUAAAAAUAAUACUGGCUCAACAACUAUUAAAUUUACAAGACCUAAAGUCUUUUAUGAAUACUUACAAGCUAAAGGGGCUGUGAAUAUUAAUAAUCAAGUAUGUUAA